Apis cerana (Asiatic honeybee) is the source of this 5161-nucleotide messenger RNA. Its product is annotated as phosphatidylcholine:ceramide cholinephosphotransferase 2. Gene Ontology annotation, molecular function: ceramide cholinephosphotransferase activity; sphingomyelin synthase activity. Lineage: Eukaryota; Metazoa; Arthropoda; Insecta; Hymenoptera; Apidae. The record is from RefSeq and is a predicted model, not a curated record. Gene Ontology annotation, cellular component: endoplasmic reticulum membrane; Golgi membrane; plasma membrane. Gene Ontology annotation, biological process: ceramide biosynthetic process; sphingomyelin biosynthetic process.
UUUUUAAAAUGUGAAAUUUUAUUUUAUAUUUUAUAUUUUUAUACAUUUAUAAAAAUAACUAUUAGAUUUAUUUCUGAAUACAAUUAUUAUAACUUUUAAAUAACUUUCUAUAUUAUAAUUAGUUUUAAUUGAGUCAAAAUUAAAAGAUUUUUAAUAAGAAAUUUUUAAAACAUUUAAAUACACCGCCAAUAUAUAUGUCGAUAAAGUCAAUGAUUAACAACUGUCGGUAGUAAACUUCAAUCAAUUACGACAAUCGCCGCUAUGUGCGCGUUGCUCUAAGGAAUGUGAUGGCUUGUACUAAGAAGAAAAUGUAAUGAUGAUUCAGAACACGCUUUGGCUCUCUCAACUGGUCUUUCUCGUUUUACACUUUCACGGCCCUUUGGCUGACGCCAUCUUCAAUCGUUUUUUUGUUUAAGUGUCAAUUUUAUGGAAUUAUAUGUUACAUAGUGGAUAUCAUAAAAACGUUAUGAGUGUGAUCAGUGAGUGUAAUGAACGAACAUCGAACUGCCGAUCGUCUAAAUUGAAAUGAUAGAAUGAUCGCGAUAUGAGUUUGCGUCGUAGAUCUAGUCUUCAACCAUCCCUGAAAGGUUGUGAACCAGAAAGGAGUCAUUAGCAGUCCAAGUGUCCAUGUAAAAGUCAUUCACUUGAAUUCUUCCCCUUUGAAGUAUUGUUGGUUAGUUUAUGUGUUGUUUGAUACAUGUGUUUUCUUUUUUAUUUUUCUGUUGCACUUUCGCGAAACACAUUGUUAAAACGAAGAAAAUCGAGUCUCCGUUUAUUGGUUAUGUUUCUUGUAAUCGCCGUAAAUCGCACGCUUCUGUAGCACGUUCCGAGUAGUGAAAAAUUGAAAAUAUAAAGUAGUGUGUGUAUGUAGAAAUAAAAUGCACAAGUUAAGAUUACCUGUCAAGGUUGAAUUGCUGCCCAGUGCUUUAACAAGGAUGGUAUUGGACCCCAAGGUCACGAGUCUGCAUAGUGAUUACGGAAGCUUCGAUCGACCAUUGGGCGCCGGAGAGGGCCACGAGAGGGACGUCGAGGCGGCGGUUGAUGGAAGUAGCAACGGUAUGGCACAGUCGAGCGACGUUUAUCAACGGCAGCCGUUAUUACCUGGUGCACCGACCAAGGGUAAGGAUAAGUGGUCCGGCGUGGCAUCCGGCUCCGACUAUUACGUGGACGACGAAGACGAGAAGAUCGACAGUCUUGGCCGGCAUCCUGGCAUACCAAAUGGCUCCGGGAACGGUGUCGUUAAACUCGACAUACCUGCACCACUUCGGGAAGAACCUCGUUUUCCUAAAGAGAAAUGGAAAACGUUCCUUGCAUUUCUAUUCAUGGUCGUGAACUUCAUAUUAACCACCGCGUCCCUCGCAAUGGUGCACGAACGAGUUCCGGAUCGAAAUACAUACGGACCGCUGCCGGAUGUAGUGUUAGACAAUAUUGCCGCACAGGAUUGGGCCCUUAACGUGUCGGAAGUUUUGAUUAUGAUAUUGUCCAAUUCAGCGAUGGUUUUUAUUAUUUUUCAUAAACAUAGGUUUAUCGUUGUUAGACGGAUAUUUCUUUUGAUGGGAUUGUUGUACAUGAUGAGAAGUAUCACGAUGUACGUGACAGUACUGCCUGUUGCCAGUAAAACAUAUUACUGCAGCCCAAAAGCAAACAAUACCAGUCCUUUACUCGUUACAAAAAGGGUUUUGCAACUCAUUUCUGGCUUUGGCUUGUCUAUAAACGGCAAGCAUACUUAUUGUGGAGAUUACAUUUACAGCGGUCAUACAGUCGUGCUUGUACUUAGUUACCUGAUUAUCAAAGAAUAUUCUCCGAGAAGAUGUCAACCAAUACAUUGGCUAGCGGGCAUUAUUGUUCUUAUUGGGGUGAUUAUGGUCUUGGUAGCUCACGGACAUUAUACCGUAGAUGUCUUUAUAGCAUAUUAUGUAACUACACGCUUAUGGUAUAUUUAUCAUACAUUAGCUAAUAAUUCACAUCUUAAGCAAUACGAACCAAACAACUUUUUGGCCCGACUCUGGUGGUUUCCUAUCUUUAAAUAUUUUGAGAAAAACGUGGGCGGCACGGUGCCACGACAAUACGAUUGGCCUUUACCCUGGCCUCGACGAUUCCUUGCCAAGCACCCUAAUCGGGAUAGUUAAUGUCUGUCUCUGAUUUCAUGAUAGAGGCUGUCAAACAACGGAGUUACUUUGUUGUAAUUUAUGUAUAUAUAUAUAAACAUAUAUGUAUACGUACCUAGGCAUAUAAAAAUAUGAAGAUAAAGCUUUACUAGAAAGUGGUGCGAGAGAUCUGUGUGCAAGUUUUCGUCAUUAUUGAUGAGUAAAUUCAAUUUCGAGAUGUAAACUUGCGGUGUUCACUUCUUUAAGAAAGAAAAGAAAAGAAAAGAAAAAGACAACUAUAACAACUAUAAUGAAAACUAUGAUAAAAAACAUGAACGAUAGUGAAAACAAAUGCUUGUACCGUCAUGUUCGUUAUCGUCCAAUCGCGAAACCUAUUUUUUUCUUGAUUUUGAUACGACUUAUACAUACAAUGUAAGAGGCUAGGUAAAUGAUAGAUCGAGAUAUUUAGUCUCACAAUGAAUUCAUGUAGAGAUGGAGGUAUUCGAAAGUUACCAACAAAGUAGUGUAUAAAAUAAAAUGCUAGAUAUCUCUAUUUUCAGAUACUCCAAAUGUGAAAUACUUAGAUGUAAAAAAAGAAAAAAAAAAAAAAAAAGAAGGGAAUUAUGCUACCGUACCGUAAUUCGGUUAAGUGUAGUAAUGCAAAAACUGUCUUGUUGAACGUAGCAUUAACAAGCAAGAGGCGAAUUUUUUUGUAAUCUUUUUCAUUUGAACAACGAUACGUAUUGGAAAAUUAAAAAUGAAAAAAAAAAAAGAAAAAAAAAAUAGAAAAAGGUGUUGCUUCGAUAAAAAUAAGGUAAAAAAAAUAAAAAAAAUAGUGAAUUUUUGAUUGCCGCGAGACUUUCCUCUGAUUAAUCUGUUCGAAAUAUGUUCUAAUCUUUCAACUUCCAAAUAACCAAAACGAUGUUCUUUGUAUUUACCAUACGGCGGUAUGCCUUAUUCCGAUGAAAGUCAAUCGAAUCGCAAUUUUCGAAUUGUUAAAUCGGUCAAUUAUUAUUCGUUUUCUAUUUUAUAAUUUUUCAUGUCAAUUUUCCCUCGAAAUUGGAGCCUUUUUUUAAACGAAUAUUUUUUAUCGCAGAAGCAGUUAGUGAAAGAUUGGCAUAGUUUUAAAAUUCAACCAAUGAUCGUGCAAUUUCGUGGGACCAAAUACAAAGAGUAGUCGGAAAAUGUACUACUUUUCUAGUAGCGAUCGUGAGUAAUUUUUUUCGUGAUGACAAUAGAAUACUCGUAUAGCCAUAUAUUAAAAAGCUCUCAAAUGUUCAGGUUUUUGCUCUAUUUUUUAGAUCAUGAUUUAUAAGCGUCUUUAUUGGCGUUUUGGCAUCGCAAUGUGUUCUCUUCGAUUGAUGAAAUUUAUCUGCGAUCACACGAUUGAGAAACCAAGUGUAUUACGUGUGCAUGUCAAUGAAAUUCGUAAUUCCUCGGAAUAAGGUCGUCUUUAUAAUCUACACAUACCAGAUGUUGUCACGUACUCGUGAAUGAUAUUAAAUCAUUUAAAAAAAAAAACGUGUUGAUGCUAAUAAAACCUCGGAAGAAAUCUUAUAAAAUAAAAUCUUUCAAAGAAUGUUCUCUAAUAGUUCAUUUUUUGCACGAUUUUAUUUUGUUCUUCUAUCAUCUUAUAAAUUCGCAAAGUAAUUUCUUAUGGAUUCUUGCUCCGAUCUAUUCGUCAGAGCAAUUUUUAAUUUCAUUAUAAUAUUUCUUCAAGAUAAAUAGCACAAAAUCAUAGAAUCUCUACAAUGAAAAGGUGUAAUGGAAGAAUGUUUUAUAUAAAUUUUCAAUUAUUCAAAAAAGAUUGAGAAAUAAUUGAAAGAUAAAAAAAAAAUUGGAAAUUAUUUUUUGUUGCGAUAGAAAGUGUUAAGCUUACAAAGUCUGUGAAUAGUUUAAGUAACAUUGCCGGCGAUUUGUUGUCUUAUGCACAUACGAUUUAUUGUUAAUACUCCUCGUGUAUAAUCCUCGUUAUUCGUUAUACGAGAUGUUUACAUUCAAAUAAUGCAUGUUCGUUUUGGAGUGGAAUGCAAAUAUAACGAUACGGUCGAUGAUCCUAUUUUAAAAAUCUUUUUUUUUUCGACAUGCGCGCGAAGAAAAAACGACGCAAGAAGAAAAAAAAGAGACAUUCGCGACCAAGCGAAAAAAAAAAAUGGUCGCAGCGGGAUAAAUUGAAUGAAAUUUGUUGGCUCUUAUUACUACGUGUAAUUAAGUCUCUUUUCGUCUGUGAUGAUAAUGAAAAAAAAAAAAAAAAAAAAAACAGAUUCGUCGUCGUGAAUUCUUGAUCGUGGAACGAAAUUACAUUCGUGAAACGAUUUAUAUGACGUAUCCAUUAUAGUUAUUAAUAUUUGUUCUUAACUCUCUAUGGUCUGCUUCCUUUACUUAAAUUAACCAUAUAAAACAUUCUGAUUCAUUUCCGGUCAUUAACAAUAUUGUAACUAUGAUUCUUAGAAAAAAUCGAUUUAAUUGUCAAAUCUGGUAUUUAUUUAAAGAUUAAAUGAGAGAUAACAUUGAUGAUAUAAAUUAAACCAUAGAGAGUUAAAAGGCUCGUAUAGAUGCGUGUAUUGAAUACACGUAUAUAUUUUAAUAAGAUUAAAUGUGGUUCGUAGCGAUAUUUUUAAGUGACGCAAUAUUCAACGGUUUUUUAUUUAGCAAAAACAACAACAAAAGCAAAGAAAAAGAGAUAUACAUAUUUAUUUUUUGAACGCAUGCAAAGAUAUAUACGAGCCACUGAAUCGAUUCAUAACAUGGAAACCACGUAGCGUAUAAUUAUUGUGAGAAAUCGCAAAUAUCGAUUAUCGCACGUGCGACUGUGUCUAUAUGCACAUAUAUGUUUGCAAAAUAUUUUGUCGUUGUUCUUUUUUGGACGGACAUGUUUAAAAACUGAUAUAGAUGAACGUAUAGAUGAUAUACAAAAGAAGCUUGCAUAGAUCAAUACUGUGGAUUUAGAGAAUUACUAUUGAAAUCGUUUAGAGAAAGCGAUGUCAGUCCAAGUUAGAACAGUAAAAUAACAGCGUCAUGAUCUGCCAGAAUGAUAUUAUUAAACGCGAUCGAAUCAGCCAAAAAAAAAAAAA